GCUUGCUGUUUAGUGUUUAAUUGUGAAUUCAAUAGGUAAAAUAGACUUUAUAUGAAUGCUAAUCAUUAGUAAUAGGUGCUGGUUUUUCUUAAGUGUAUUUGUUCUCUCUCUUUUUCUCAAUUUUGCAAAGUGAAUACGUGAUACAUCGGCUUUACUUGAAAACACCACAUCUUUUGAUUCGCUUAGUGUUUUUUAGCGUAUGAAUAGUGUUUCUUGAGUAGAAUAUGUUGUUUGGAACUGUUUAAAUGCUUUAUUUUCGGUUUCGGCCGACCUUUUCCAUUGAUUUUGCUUCUGCCCCGUCUCGGAAGUCGCGCCUCCGGGCCGAUUUAUUGAUUUUCGAAUGCGUUUUCGAAUUCCUUGACACUUUUUAUGGUGACCAUGUAGUUUUUUUUGUUUAAUUCCGAUGACUUUUAUUUUUUAGUGGUUCAUACCGUUUUCACUAGUUUCCGGAUACAAUUGACAUGCGUAAUUUUUCUUCAAAUUUCAUUUACAUUCAUAUUCUUUUAAUAUUUGCAUACUCUUCCUAUCACGUAGGCUAUUUAGGUUUAGUUCUGCAUAUCAUUUGUGUGCAUGUGAUUUUGUUCUAUCGUUUUCAAUUUUUGCCGCAACUUCAGGUUGCGCUUUUGUUAUCUUUGACGCAUUUGCUAGUAUGUGCAAGGUACAUCCGGGAGUUCCUUAUUUGAUGCGAGCUGCCUCGUGUUCCACUUUAUUUGUGGGACACGACACUUUGAUAAUUGUCUAUAUGUACCGUGUGUUUGCUUGUAGGUGUCGAUGGUGCUGAUAUAUGACUCCACGCGACGCGCGAUUUACUUUUGCGACGUCGUAGUGCUUUGAUAUUUUUGCUUUUACGGAUUCCUGAUGUUGCUUAUUGCUUGUGGACAGUUGCUACGCGAUAUUCUCGGAUUUCUCUGCUUACGUUUGCCAGCUCAUUGCGGACUUGCUAUCCGUACGGUGUCCAUAUCAUUGAUUCUAGUUUCUAGCAAAGGUGUUCCAAAGAUGCGUCAGCACAAGAAUCGUAACGUUGGCUACAAAUUUGCGAAGAUUUCCUUAGGGGCAUUGCCAACUUUAGCUGAGAGGUCUUCGUCUGCAAACAAAGGUGUCUUUGAGAAGAAAUAUGGGAAGAUACUGGAUAUUCUAGACUCGCCUUUGACAGAAUACCAGGAAGGGGGAAUUCAUACACUCUUGCACUUUUAUGAGCCGUCUUUACGUUGUUUCACUUUUGUGGACUUCCAGUUGUUGCCUACCUUGGAGGAAUACUCGUAUCUGGUAGGAGUUCCUGUCGAGCGUCAGGUUCCGUUCUAUAAUACCAUGGAGGUUCCAUCAGCUGAAGGGUUGGCGUCUGCUCUUUAUUUGAGCCAAUCAUGGGUGAAAGCUAAUUUUGAAUCUAAGGUUAACCGUUCUGGUUUCUCUUUGAAGUGUCUGCUAAAGAAAGCCCAUGAUGCUGCUGACAAGGAAGUUUGGAGAGAGUUCAAUGCUGUAUUGGCUUUAUGUGUCUAUGGGAUAGUCUUGUUUCCCAACAUACCUGAAUUCGUGGACAUAAAUGCCAUUCGUAUCUUCACAACAGGAAACCCAGUUCCUACUCUUUUAGGGGACGUGUAUCAUUCAGUGCAUUCUAGAAACCAUAAGGGAGGAGGAGGUAUUGUGAACUGUUGCCUUCCAUUGUUAUACAUGUGGUUUAAUAGUCAUAUGCCUUGCAAAGGAGCUUUCGUAGCUACUCGAGAUUCCUUGACCUGGGCGAAAAGAUUGAUGGGAUUAAGGGCUAAGGACAUUCGCUGGUAUACUCCAAAGUUAGAUUGGAAAGAUGACGAGAUGGUGUCUGAAUGUGGGGAUUUUGAUAAUGUCCCUCUUAUAGGAGUUAGAGGUGGUAUUAAUUAUAACCCACGUCUCGCUGUGCGUCAGUUGGGUUUUGCUCUGGUGAGUCCUCCCGAAGACAGAUUCGUGAAAGAAUCCUUGUACUAUGAUGUAUUGCAAGACACCACUGAAUUGCAGAGGGCUGUUAGAGCAUGGUUUAAUGUCAGAGUGAGAAUCAAAGCGGAUUUGGGGAAGAGAGAUUGCAUUGCUCAUCCUGAUUAUACGGAGUGGGUGGAGAAGAGAGCAAAAGACAAUGGGUUGCCUUUCCCUUUUGAGGACCCUUUGUACACGCAUGGUCCUGAUUUUCCUGUUGAUAUGUCGGUGGGAAAGUUUCUAAAGACAGCGGAUGCCAAUGAACAACUUCGUGAAGAGAAUUUGGAUUUAAGUAUGAAGUUGUUUGAUGUCAAUCAAGAGAAGAAGGACUUAAGCCGUAAAUUGAGGAUGAUCGGUGAAGGUUCUGGCAGGAAGGCCAAGGCACAAAAGAGACAACACGGUGGUAUCACUGUUGCUGAUGAGGUUACUGAACUAAAGAAGGCGUUAGAAGAGGUUGAAGCCAGGUAUUUAGAAAAACAGCGGGAACUUGAUGAAAUGGCGGUUUCCAAAGAGGAGUUGCAAAUCCAACACGAGGCGGAAAUAGCGAGUUUAACGUCAUUGCUUCAACGCAGUGAUGACAGAAUCGAUGAAGGCUAUGCACAGAGAAAGAGGCUACAAUGUCACCUCCAAGGAAGUCAAGCCCGGUUAGACAAAGUGUUGAAAGAGAAUCAGAUUCUAAGAGAUCAACUUCAAGAGAAAGAUGAGAUCAUUCGAGGGCUCACUCAGAAGCCAAAUCAGUGAUGUUCGGGAGUUUCGUUCGAUGUUUGUUUUCUGGUUAUUUUGUUAUUGAUCACCAUCAGGCUUGUUGAUGGGAUCGAUUAUUGGGCUGGAUCUUUGUUUGAAAAUUUGUAAUGAACUUCUUGUAUG
Vicia villosa (hairy vetch) is the source of this 2811-nucleotide messenger RNA. RefSeq lists its product as uncharacterized. The transcript is spliced from 2 exons. NCBI's taxonomy places the organism in Eukaryota, Viridiplantae, Streptophyta, Magnoliopsida, Fabales, Fabaceae. The coding region runs from base 859 to 2685 and encodes 608 amino acids. The record is from RefSeq and is a predicted model, not a curated record.